GGAGAGAGAGAGACGCAGCCGCCGGCAGCAGCGGAGGGGGCAUCGCCCGGCACGGCCGCCGCCGCCGUCGUCCCACCUCGGGGACACCCUUCCUAUGGGACGACAAGUGAAGGGCUGCCGCCGCCCGCUGCCCGGCCCGCCCCGAGCCUCGGCGCCUCGGCGCGGCAGCGGCAGCUGCUGAAACCUGUGCGUGCCACUUGCACAACUUCGCCGGCUCCUCCGAGCAUCCAUCCUCCCCGCCCGGGGCUCCGGGGGCUCGUUCCUCCGUUUUCUGCCUUUUCGUCUCCGCCUUUUUGGAAGCGGGGGUGACCGAAGUGCUUUGCUUUUUUUUUUUUUUUUUUUUUUUUUUUCCUCCUUUAAUUGCUACCGUUAUUAUUCUCCUACAAGACUUUGCCCUUCUGCGGGAGGGAGGUGGUUUCCUGAUCUGAAGUGUAAAGAAAAGUCAGUGGGAUUCCCCUCCUUCUCCCCCCCCACCCCCCUCCCAAGCCCCCCCUUUUUUGGGUGCAUUCACACGCUCCCUCAGGCAUGAUGCUCAAGAUGCUGCCGUUUAAGCUGCUGCUGGUGGCCGUGGUUCUGUGCUUCUUCGAGGGGGAUGCCAAGUUUGGGGAGAGCGGCGCCCGGAGGAGAAGGUGCCUUAACGGGACCCCGCCGAGGCGGCUGAAGAAGCGCGACCGGCGGGUGCUGUCCCCGGAGGCCCCGGCCGGCGGGGAGGCGAUGUGCCGCGGCCUCUACCCCCGCCUGUCCUGCUGCUCCCGCACGGAGGCAGCGGGGCUGCUGCACGCCGAGACGAAGAUACUUUCUGUUACCAACAACACAGAAUGUGCGAAGCUACUGGAGGAAAUCAAAUGUGCACACUGCUCACCUCAUGCUCAGCAUCUAUUCCACUCAACUGAGAAAGGGGAAACACCUGAAAGAGAACUAACUCUUCCCUACCUGUGCAAAGACUAUUGUAAAGAAUUCUAUUAUACUUGCAGAAGUCACAUACCAGGUUUUCUCCAAACUACAGCUGAUGAGUUUUGCUUUUACUAUGCAAGAAAAGAUGGUGGUGUAUGCUUUCCAGAUUUUCCAAGGAAACAAGUGCGAGGGCCAGCUUCUAACUCCCUGGAUCACGUGGAAGAAUAUGACAAAGAGGAAGAGAUCAGCAGAAAACACAAGCACAGCUGCUUCUGUAUUCAAGAGGUUGUGAGUGGCCUAAGGCAGCCUGUGGGAGCUGUACAUUGUGGGGAUGGAUCCCAUCGCCUCUUUAUCCUUGAGAAAGAAGGAUAUGUGAAGAUUUUCAGCCCUGAAGGAGACAUACUCAAGGAACCUUUUUUGGAUAUACACAAGCUUGUUCAAAGUGGAAUAAAGGGAGGAGAUGAAAGAGGACUGUUAAGCCUUGCAUUCCAUCCCAAUUACAAGAAAAAUGGAAAGCUGUAUGUGUCUUAUACCACCAACCAAGAACGGUGGGCUAUUGGACCUCAUGACCACAUCCUUAGGGUUGUAGAAUACACAGUAUCCAGGAAAAAUCCACACCAAGUUGAUAUGAGAACAGCAAGGGUGUUUUUAGAAGUAGCAGAACUGCAUCGAAAACACCUAGGAGGACAGCUUCUAUUUGGCCCAGAUGGUUUCCUAUACAUUUUUCUUGGAGAUGGCAUGAUCACUCUAGAUGAUAUGGAGGAGAUGGAUGGUUUAAGUGAUUUUACAGGUUCUGUAUUGCGCCUUGAUGUAAAUACUGACCUGUGCAAUGUCCCUUACUCCAUACCAUGGAGCAACCCACAUUUUAAUAGCACAAACCAACCUCCUGAGAUAUUUGCACAUGGACUUCACAAUCCAGGCCGAUGUGCUGUGGACCGACACCCAACAGAUGUAAAUAUCAAUUUAACUAUACUUUGCUCAGAUUCAAAUGGAAAGAACAGAUCUUCAGCAAGAAUCUUACAAAUAAUAAAGGGUAAAGACUAUGAAAGCGAGCCAUCACUUUUAGAAUUUAAACCAUUCAGCAGUGGAUCCCUGGUUGGUGGAUUUGUCUAUCGAGGCUGCCAGUCUGAAAGGCUCUAUGGAAGUUAUGUCUUUGGAGACCGCAAUGGAAAUUUUUUAACACUGCAACAGAAUCCUGCAACCAAACAGUGGCAAGAAAAACCCCUCUGUCUUGGCAACACUGGUUCAUGUAGAGGUUUCUUUUCAGGCCCUGUCUUGGGAUUUGGUGAAGAUGAAUUAGGUGAGAUUUACAUAUUAUCAAGCAGCAAAACUAUGACACAGCCUCACAGCGGGAAACUCUACAAGAUCAUUGACCCAAAAAGGCCUUUAAUCCCUGAAGAAUGCAAAAGAACAGCUCAACCUGCACAGAUACUGACAUCUGAAUGCUCAAGGCACUGUCGGAAUGGGCACUGCACUCCCACAGGAAAAUGCUGCUGUAACCAAGGCUGGGAAGGAGAGUUCUGCAGAACUGCAAAAUGUGACCCAGCCUGUCGACAUGGAGGUGUCUGUGUAAGGCCUAAUAAAUGCUUAUGUAAAAAAGGCUAUCUUGGCCCCCAGUGUGAACAAGUGGAUAGAAACAUCCGAAGAGUGACAAGGGCAGGUAUUCUUGAUCAGAUCCUAGACAUGACAUCCUAUUUGCUGGAUCUAACCAGCUAUAUUGUAUAGUUUCUGGGACUAUUUGGAAGCUACACUUUCAACGGGCAUUUGUUUUGAACCCUGUCAUUUUUAGAAGACUGUUAUCCUGCAACAAAUACCAGUGAUUUGAUUUGCUUUAUUAAUUUAAGUACAAAAUCCAUAAAUGUCCAGACAAAUUCUCUCUAUGUGUGUAAAUAUUUCUGUCUGUCUCCACAGACGUAGAGAUACCCCAUACGUGCACACAUACCCUCGCACGCACUUAUCACAAACAUGGUUUUACAGCUAGUGGAAUUUUUUUUUUCUAUUUAUUUCUUCAUGAGAAAUAGUUUACAAAGCAAUUCCACUGUAAAACACAUUUUCGUCAAAGGACUUUUCUGAUGUCUUAAUGGAUUCUUUGACACCCCAGAAAUCUCCUGCCUGUACCUAUCUGAUCAUAGCAACAAGAGAGCAGAUUUUAAACAUGGCUGAAUAAACUGCUGGACUUUAUAAAAUCCAGUUGUAACAGAUCCUAAGGUGAAUUGAACUACAUCAUGAGACAAUAUUUGACAACUCCUUAAUGCAUUCCUAUCUAGGCAAUUCAUUGUAAGACUGUAACCUUCACCUUUGUCAAUGUAACUCUAUUACAGAAUGUUAAGCAUUUCUUUAUCUAGCAUAGAUGCAAAAAUCUGGUUAUCGCAGCUUAAUAUCAAGAUUGUUUCAAGUGUUUAAUAAUUAAAUUAUAUUCACAUAUUUCAAAACCAGUCAUCCUAGAAGGUCUGCUUUUUAUCAUAUAUUUUAUUUAACAAUGGGCACUGGGUUCAUGUUACAUAUUUAUAUUAUUUUAUUUUUAUAAUAUAGACAUCACCUAGAUGAGACAGCUUUACCAUGUCCUGUAAAAUACUAGUUACAUUUUUCACCAUCUUUAUUGGAAAGACGGAGAAAGAGAGAGCAAACACACUCUUUAAUGUGUUGUGGAUCUAAUCUAGAAAUGUAUCCUUGUGUCAGCUUGUAUUAAUUUACAAUGGAUGAAAAAACACAACUGCCAACCAAUCAUAAUAAAAUUCCAGCGUAUGUUAAAAGUGUUCAUAAAGUGAUUUUCACUGUAACAGGGCGGGCCAGAUAAGACACAAGUAGACUGCUGCUGAUUUCACACUGAACAGAACCUCCCUGGACGAGAGCUCACGUGAGCACGUGUUGGCUGUACAAGAUGUCACUUGUACAAAACAUAAAAAGAUUCUCACCAAAGGUGGUUCUAAACGUCAAUGUUCCUUGAAGAGCUAACAUAAGAUUGAGUCUUAUGUAAAUGUAUCAAUAAAUAUGGUGUACAUGCUAUAGUCAGGUUCUCUAAAGUAUUAAUAGUCUAAUUAGAUACAUCUUCAGAACUGAUGCCCCCUUAUCUCUAGGGUGUUACUGGCAGUUUCUUUGCUUACUACCUACUGACUAUCGGAUUUUCUUUGCACUACCUGGCUUUUAUAAAAUCUUGGCUAUGAAAAGAAAGAAGAACAGCCACAGUGUGCACAUCCUAUGGUUCUUAGAAGCAGCUGCUCAUGCUUCAAUGUUUUACAACACUUUUUGGCAAUAAGAUCUAAAAGACUUUGGCUAUAUUACUCUCCAGUAGCAAAAUCACCUCUCCAGGGCAGUGACACGCAACAGAUUUUCCUUUCUAUAAAGUUGUCAGUCUUGAGUUAGUAAGUAUUAAAUCUGAAAGUACAACAUGGCUGAUACUUCCAUUUCUCUGUCUUACGCAUUCCAGCUCAGAGGGGAUAGAAAAUGACAUUUGCCUUCCAUAUAUGUUUGCCUGUCUUCUGACUGACCUCACGCCAAAUGGAAAUUGGUUGAGAAGCCUUGGUUAAGUGCUCGGUGAACAAUGCUCUGCAUUAAAAAGUGCAUGCAUAAUUUUGCACAAAGUAGAUUCAAGUGCCAGUCCAUUGAAAGACGUCUCAGGAUUAAAUGAGCAUGAAGACCAAAUUGCCCUCUCACCCCAGAAAAGGGUGGUCCCUUCUGGUCACACGAACACUCCAUUGGCUCAGCAGUGUGACCAAUCUGAAAAUGAACCCUACGGUAGCAUCUGUAGGUUAAUAGCAGCUCUUUGUCUCUGCUGCUUUCUGCCUUUCGUCUUUUCCCUGAAUUCCAUCACAAAAAGUUUUACAAUUAAAAAAAUGUCCUGACAACCAGUUUUGUAAAUUGACCUUAGCAUCUAAUCUUCCCUUAUUCAACAUGGGUGACAAAAAUGUGAACUUCUCAUGAAUGAGCCAGCUGGCUAAAUCUGUCACAUAGCACAGUUUUAUUACACUCUUCAUAACUGGCAAAGCAAGAAAAGUCGAUGAAGUAUUUUAGCAGCAUUUAAAUAUCUGACAGAGAUAACGUCUUUAACACUUUCUUUAAUUAUAUAUAUUUUAAAGCAAAACCAACUUUAACUCCACUGUGAUGCAUUAUUUUCAACAACCAGCUGGGGAGAUGUGAUAGUUUUUUUUUCCUCACUGACUAAAAAGACUUUAAAUAUACCAAGGAUGGUAUAUAAACUGAAGAUCCCCAGUAUAUGCCAAGGAUAUGUAGAGAAGGGAUAGGAAUGAUCUUAAAGUUUUGUUCUUUAUAAUAAAGACAAUUUAGUUUACUAGUGAAAUCAGAAAAUAAAACUCCAGUAAAAGCUGCAUGAAUAAUUGAAUACAGGUCUCAUUCAACUCUAUGGUAAAAAACUCGUAUCAGC
This is a messenger RNA of Calypte anna (Anna's hummingbird), 5275 nucleotides long. It is a transcript of the gene HHIP, whose product is annotated as hedgehog interacting protein. Lineage: Eukaryota; Metazoa; Chordata; Aves; Apodiformes; Trochilidae. The coding region runs from base 526 to 2619 and encodes 697 amino acids. The transcript is spliced from 13 exons. The record is from RefSeq and is a predicted model, not a curated record.